Messenger RNA from Callorhinchus milii (elephant shark), 1071 nucleotides. RefSeq names its product wee1-like protein kinase 2. Gene Ontology annotation, biological process: regulation of meiosis I; protein phosphorylation. Gene Ontology annotation, molecular function: protein kinase activity; ATP binding. The record is from RefSeq and is a predicted model, not a curated record. NCBI's taxonomy places the organism in Eukaryota, Metazoa, Chordata, Chondrichthyes, Chimaeriformes, Callorhinchidae.
AUGAAGUAUUACUUUCAGUAUUCUGGAUCUAACAGUGCUGAGUUUGGUGCUGUGCAUAAAUGUGUCAAGCGUCUGGAUGGCUGUCUCUAUGCCAUUAAGCGGUUGAAAAGACCUCUGUCUGGGUCAACUGAUGAACAGAUAGCGCUGUGUGAAGUGUAUGCACAUGCUGUGCUGGGACAUCACCCCCAUGUGGCGCGUUACUACUCGGCAUGGGCAGAGGAUGAUCACAUGCUCAUUCAGAAUGAGUACUGCAAUGGUGGCAGCCUGGCAGACAUAGUGAUGGAGAACCUGCAGAAAGGAACUUCACUUUCUGAAGGAGAAUUGAAGGAGAUUCUGCUGCAAGUAUCCAUUGGCCUGAAAUACGUCCACAAUUCUGGCCUGGUCCUUAUGGACGUGAAGCCAAGUAAUAUUUUCAUUUGUAAAAAAAUGAUUGAUGCUAAGUCUGGAUGCUUGGAAGAAGACAGUGAUAUUGACGAAGAUGGUGUUUUGUUUACAAAUAUACUACACAAAAUAGGUGACCUUGGCCAUGUGACCUCAAUUUCAAAUCCAGUGGAGGAAGGAGACUGCCGCUUCUUAGCCAAUGAGAUAUUACAAGAGGACUAUUCUAAUUUGCCCAAAGCGGAUAUUUUUGCCCUGAGUCUGACCAUCACCUUGGCUGCAGGAGUGGAAAGACUGCCUCACAAUGACAUGGCUUGGCAUUACAUCAGAAAUAGCAACCUUCCCACAAUACCUUUGCAGUUGUCACAUGAAUUUUACGGUCUAUUGAAGUUGAUGGUUCAUUCAAAUCCAAUUGCGAGGCUUUCAGCAGCUGCCCUCACCAAACAUCCCACACUUCGCAGAACAAUGGGAAAAUCAGCAGCACAGCUCCGUAAGGAGUUCAACGUAGAAUGCUUCAGGACUGCCAUGUUAGAAAGGGAGCUGAUGAAAGCUCAGCUGUUGCGCCUUCCCUCGGACAGACCUCACAGAGUCCUCCACCCUUGGAAGAAGGACCUCCUGCCAGGGACGAAGAACCAACGGUUGGUGGGAGGCAGACACAAUUGGUCAGUGAGCUUCAACUGUGGUGCCUACUGA